AUGGAGAAGACACACGGUUGGGAGUAUGUCCGCAGCAGACUUGGUCACAAAGACGAGGCGACUUCUCAAUACCCCGUCCUGACCAGCGACGCCAGCAAGCAGGCCAUCCACCCGGGUAGCAGCUUGACAAUCCGGACUGUUCCAGCACCACAUGAUGUCGAAUCAGACCCGGGGAGUGGGUUCCCCACCACUCGAGGUUUGCGCUCUGGCAACCCCGGGCAGUCCAAACAGCCGGGAAAGCGGUCGGUCAGGUUCUCCAGGGAAUCUGAUGGCAGCGACGAGGAAGGUGAACCUCCAAACAAGCGGAACAAGGCUCCUGAUGGGAAGACAGAUCAAGCAGGAGACCCCAAGAUGAUCUGCCCGUUCCGAGCUGAACAUCCGGAAAUAUAUGAUUUGGCCCGUCAUCAGAAGUAUCUCAGUUGCCACACAGAACACGAAAAUAUCUCCACAGUAGUAGACAGUCUUCCCGUGGAGGGUGCUGGCUCAAACGACAGCGGCAUUGACCAGGUGUCCGACGCAGAAGGUGAAUCUGACGAAGACAUGCCUCGGAAUAACUCGAGAGCGCAGUCAUACUUCCGUGGGGACGAUGUUGUCAGCCGGAGCGAGCACAACGCUCUUAUGGCGAGAGUCUCAGCUCUCGAGAGGAUGUUCCAGCCAGCGAUCCCACAAGCUACGCCCAGAACUAUGCCAAAUCAGCACGAGACGAUGUCACAUGCAUUGAUGUCGUCUUCGGCUACAACUGGCCAUCCGCAGGCCCAAGCCAUGGGCCACUACACGUUUGAUGGUGGCCCACAACGGUACACCGCGCAGGGAAGAGGUGCCUCUGGAGAGCCGCGGGCCCUCAUGGGGGGCACGCAUAGACGGCCGGUCGACUACACGGACCAGGUGGGCUUCAACAUGGACACUGACAGAGUCAUGGCCGACUACCAUCCCUCUGUUUCGAGGAGGUCAGACAGCAUGUCAACCGUCCACCGUACUAGCCCCGUCACCACCACCCAUCAGCACUAUGAGUCACUCGACGGGCAACCCAGACCUGCGGCAUCGGACUCGGCCUACGGGACGGCGUCCAACGCUGGGCCAACACAGACAGGCGGCGCGGCCAACAUGACCACCCAGCCAGGGGGCCAGAUGGGUGGUGGCGGCGGCGGCGAGGAUGACUACGGGCAGGAGGGUAUCUCCCAGGCGUCCUCUAACACGCGGCUGAUUAACCAGUUCAUGCAGGCCGAAGAGCAACGUGAGGCAGUCAUGGGGCGGGCGAACUUCUUCAACCCUGAGACGGACGAUCUUUCCAACUUUCUCAACAUGGACUCGCAGUAA
Messenger RNA from Diaporthe citri, 1317 nucleotides. RefSeq lists its product as uncharacterized. The transcript is spliced from 4 exons. The record is from RefSeq and is a predicted model, not a curated record. The coding region runs from base 1 to 1317 and encodes 438 amino acids. NCBI's taxonomy places the organism in Eukaryota, Fungi, Ascomycota, Sordariomycetes, Diaporthales, Diaporthaceae.